Neoarthrinium moseri is the source of this 1299-nucleotide messenger RNA. RefSeq lists its product as uncharacterized. The record is from RefSeq and is a predicted model, not a curated record. The transcript is spliced from 2 exons. Lineage: Eukaryota; Fungi; Ascomycota; Sordariomycetes; Amphisphaeriales; Apiosporaceae. The coding region runs from base 1 to 1299 and encodes 432 amino acids.
AUGCCUCAACCUUGUGGUGGCUGUCGCACUUGUAGCUCUUGCCAAGAACAACAGUUCACAACCUGCCUUCAGCGACUGACUGCACUCCUGCGCACCAACCCCGAACAGUUCCCACGCAUCCAAUACGCACGCCGGAGGCUCCGUCUAGUCCCGCCAAUAGCUCGCCUGAACGUGCUGCGCACCGCGCACCACAAUUUGCAGCGACUUACUGGAGAUCGCAGAACUGGCGAGAGAAUUGUCAGGUUCAUGGACCGAGCCAUUGAUGUCACCCUCGCCCAACCAAACCGCCAGCCGAACGGUCAUCCGAACGGCCAACCGACGGGGACCCAAGCCAGAGUCCCUCAAGCGCUGCGACAGCUUCUUGGUCGCUUGGAAGGCGAAAUAGCUACAAGGCUGAUACUGGACAUGACGUAUGAGUUCGUAAGACAACAGAGCAUGCCUUUUACUGGAGGCGGCCCGCCAAACGUACGACCAAGGACACAGAAUGCUGCAGUGGAGGGCAGUCGCCAGCCGAACCCUCACCCUGCAUCAGCAAACAUGGCCGACUCUGCCGGUCAACGACCCAUAUGCAAUUGUCUGUUGGCCGGCCAAUCAGUGGCGCCGAAUUCGGUCACGUACACGCGUAGUCAACCAAACAACCAGCUGCUGUCGCCCAACAGCGUGCUUUCUUACAAUCAGUUUUCAGAGCACUUUCAUGUAUUGCCCAACUGCUCCACCUCCAGGAGGCUGGCUAUUAGUCUAGAAAUAGAAUCUGGCUCCGUCGCUCCUGGAUUCCGUCCUUACUCUAUGGACCUGACCCUCGCUCCUUCUAGCAAUCCCAGGGAUGCCGAUUCUUCGGCACCAGACUUGCUGCAGUCAUUGGUUCUGAGAAAUGCUUCGUUACGAAUGCCAAAGGGCAGGGUUCCUCCAAUCUGUCCGGCACAUGAUCAGCCUCUGAUCUUACCUGAGCCACUUGAGCCGCAUACAAUUAUAGGCCCCUUCAGAAUCAAUCCAUUCAACCCUCGGAGAUUCUUUGGGUUGACUGGUGAACCUGACUGCAUUCUUCAGGGCAACAGUGUUGUCUGGGUCAAAGCCCCGGCCUGGUGGUGGCCGGGCUAUCCGGAUGCUCUUCCCUGGCGAGGCUAUCCAGAUCGACUUCCUUGGCCAGACUACCCAAGCAAUACCCCACCGCGUUUGCUUUUUGAGGGAGCCUCCGACGAAGAUGGCGAUCAGCGAUUUCACAAUAACACUGCCGAGGAUCUCGAUGAGCCCGUCUUCACGUAUACGCGGACGGCCACUGCCUUCAAGAUUCCGGGUUAG